AUGCUAGUUUCCCAUGUUUGCGUAGUUGACGGCGCACUGCACUGCGCCGGCCAGUGGUGGCCGAUGCGCGUUUUACCCCGCCGAGUUACGCCCAAACGUGCUAUACUGACGCUGGUGUCCCUGGGCCUGCUUAGCGUCCUGCUCAGGAUUCCACUAAGGCUACCUUUUAUUAGUCAGAAUGAAGACAAUCACAUCGCCUACCAAGCGGAGGAUGUGGAAGAAAAUGCCAGUUUACCUAAAAGGCAUUGCAGGCUGCCGCCGCUAGAAAUCUGGCCAGGUGACUUGCAACAGUCGAAGAAGGACGGCGAACCCUCACCGUUAAAUUGCAGUCUCACUGGUCUCCAGUUUGUCGUGGAACAGGCCACGGGUGGUCCACCAUCAUACCCACCAUCUCUCCUCUCCCUGGAGGCCCGGUUAGAUCGCGGCGUUCUGCGCCUACGGAAGGUGGACAAAUCAUCACCGCCUAUCCGUUGUGACCUUUUCCCCAUCAUUCGGCUGGAUGACUUUCGAUCAAUAUACGGCGAGGUAGAGGAAGAGGUUCGCGAUGGGCACAGACCGCGGCAUCCGCACAACAUGCUUCUCUGUCAGCCGGUAGCGAAUUUCUUUCCCGGGAAACUAUUUAACUGGCGUAGGGAGAGCCUUCUCAGCCAGAAACGCUUCUUCUUUUGUGGGAGUUCGCCCGCUCCUGCUGUAGAACCGGUGAAGCAUGAGGACUUAUCAAAUGUUCUGCUGUUAGGCAUCGACUCCCUCUCGCGACUCUCCUGGUUGCGAUAUCUGCCUCGAACUAUGGGCCUGCUGCAACGACUGGUGCAAGAUCGGGGAGGCAUCUUCAAUCUCUUCAACAUUGUCGGAGAUGGCACCACUGCGAAUCUGUUGGCUCUGUUAACUGGGUACUUUGAACAGGAGUUGCCUGAGGCCAGGCGGUUUGUGGCUGAAAUCAUGCCUGGCCAGGCAGGACUCCUAGACGCCUCGCUGAGUAAGGAGAGUGAUCGAAGUGAGAUAGCAAGCAGCACGGUGCUGGAUGACUUUCCGUGGAUUUGGGGGGAGUAUGCCGGGCGUGGAGGCUAUGCUACGCACUACAUCGAAGACACCACCAAUUAUGGCACCUUCCAGUAUCGCCUAAGGGGAUUCGGCUCUAAGAAGACACCGGUGGACAGCUAUGGCAGGCCAUGUCUCGUUGCUGCGGCUCAAGACGAAGCGAGAUAUGGCAAGAGGCUGGGCUGUACAGCCUCCACGUGA
Molecule: messenger RNA, 1239 nt
Organism: Dibothriocephalus latus
Lineage: Eukaryota; Metazoa; Platyhelminthes; Cestoda; Diphyllobothriidea; Diphyllobothriidae
Source: the annotation of a GenBank genome assembly